AUGCCUCGGAGCCACACGGGGGAAGACAACAGCAGCAGUAGCGGGCUCUGGCGUCGAGACUUCCCGCUCAGAGAUGUGGAGAGCGGCAGGAGCAGCAUGAACAACACAGCGCGGCUCGGGGACGGGGUGCCCCCCGUGAGUGCAGCAGGUGUGACGGGGGAUAGGAAGCAGGGCGCCCGGCUCAGUCUGCUGGGGAAACCUCUCAUCUACAGCGCACAGAGCGGCCGCAGGAAUGCCCGCUACCGGCGUCUGCAGAACUACCUGUACAACGUGCUGGAGAGACCGCGGGAAUGGGCGUUCAUCUACCACGCGUUUGUGUAA
Molecule: messenger RNA, 321 nt
Organism: Knipowitschia caucasica
Lineage: Eukaryota; Metazoa; Chordata; Actinopteri; Gobiiformes; Gobiidae
Source: the annotation of a GenBank genome assembly